Messenger RNA from Solanum tuberosum (potato), 899 nucleotides. Its product is annotated as bidirectional sugar transporter SWEET4-like. Gene Ontology annotation, cellular component: membrane. The record is from RefSeq and is a predicted model, not a curated record. The transcript has 5 exons. Gene Ontology annotation, molecular function: sugar transmembrane transporter activity. The coding region runs from base 51 to 809 and encodes 252 amino acids. Lineage: Eukaryota; Viridiplantae; Streptophyta; Magnoliopsida; Solanales; Solanaceae. Gene Ontology annotation, biological process: carbohydrate transport.
AUCAAGAAAAAAUUUCUUGAAUUUUUUCUCUUCUGUUUUUCUUCAUAGCUAUGCUUCUUAAUAGGGAUAAUGCUAGGUUUGCUGUUGGUGUUAUUGGGAAUAUCAUUGCACUCAUCUUGUUCUUGUCACCCUUGACGACUUUCGUUCGUAUAUGGAAAAGCAAGUCUGUGGAGCAAUUUUCUCCAAUUCCAUACCUAGCCACAUUUAUCAAUUGUGGGCUUUGGGUGAUGUACGGUCUCCCAUGGGUCACACCUAACAGUCUUUUAGUUAUAACUAUUAACGGGACCGGUCUAGGCAUCGAGAUCGUGUACCUUACACUGUUUUUAUUGUACUCGGAUCGUAAGCAAAGGAUGAAAGUUAUUAUAAUCGUCAUCGUUGAGAUUAUUUUUGUUGUUGCACUUGGCUUUGUUGUUCUAACUUUUGUCCAUGAACCCAAGAAAAGGGCAGCCAUUGUUGGUAGCAUUUGCAUGGUGGGCAACAUUAUGAUGUAUGCUGCUCCUUUGUCCGUCAUGAAACUGGUGAUCAAGACCAAAAGUGUGGAGUACAUGCCUUUCUUCCUUUCACUUUUCUCAUUUCUCAAUGGUGUGAGUUGGACUUCUUACGCCCUCAUCCGUUUUGAUGCCUACAUUCUUGCACCUAAUUCAAUGGGAACCCUUCUUGGGCUGGCCCAAUUGCUGAUUUAUGCUGCAUUUUACAAGUCCACUAAGAGACAGAUGGCAGCAAGAGAGGCUAAAGGAGAAAUGGUUAUGACUGAAAAGUCUGUUUCGGGUCGGGUGGCCCAAAACCCGAGAAAUGAUUCUAGAGUUUAAGUUUGGGGUUUCUGAAAGCCCAUUUAACUUUUCUAUCUUGAUGUUUGGGCCCAACUUUCGUUGGGCCUUUUGUUUUCAUGACUCCUUAUU